GUGUUUUCUUCUAGUGCUCUGUAUUCUGACUGAACGUGCCUACCAUGUGUCUGAUUGGAGUGAUGCUGGGCAACUACUGCAAAAACACAAAGACUGAACAUGACAGUUCUCACUUCCCUCAGAAACCUAGUUCUAGCGCUCAUGUGAAGUCAAGUUCUUCUGUUUCCUUGAGAAAACCUACUGCUCUUGUGGAAAACAGCAUUUGGCCAUCAUCUGUAAAAAAAGCACAUCCUAAGGAACCCAUUGUUUCCUUUGCUUCUGAGAAGUCCAUCUCCCUUUCUGUGAAGAAACCCAGUUUUUCUCUCCCAUCUGAAAAGUCAAGCUCUAAACCUGAUAAAUCUAAUGCUCCUAACCAAUCAAGUUAUUCCCACCCCUCUAAGAAGUCUGGCUCUAAACCUGAGAGACCCAGUGCUCUUACUGAACACAGAUCUAAGCUAGGGACCCCAAGUUCUCCUCUCCCUGUGAAAUCAAGUGUUUUCUUCUCGAAAACCAGUUCUGAUCCUAAAAAACCUGGGGCUCUGAUGGUACUCACUUUUUCACUUCCAUCUAGAAAGUCGAGCUCUAAACCUAAUGCUCAUAUGCAACAACAUUCUAAGCCAGAGACCCCAAUUUCACUUCUCCCAGUAAAAGCAAGUAUUCUCUUAAAGCCUAGUUCUAAACCUAGUGCUUUUUUGAAACCCAGUUCGUCUCUCCAAUCUGAGAAGUCUAGCUCUCUCCCCACUGAGAAACCCAGUUCUAAACCUGAACAACCUAGUGCUCCCAUGGAACCCAGUUUCUCAUUCCCUACUAGUGCUCCCAUGGAACCCAGUUCCUCCAUACCCACUGAGAAACCCAGUUCUAAACCCGAACAUCCUAGUGCUCCCAUGAAGCCCAGUUCCUCCCUACCCACUGAAAAACCCAGUUCUAAACCCGAACAACCUAGUGCUCCCAUGGAACCCAGUUUCUCAUUCCGUACUAGUGCUCCCAUGGAACCCAGUUCCUCCCUACCCACUGAGAAACCCAGUUCUAAACCCGAACAAUCUAGUGCUCCCAUGGAACCCAGUUCCUCCCUACCCUCUGAGAAACCCAGUUCUAAACCCACACAUCCUAGUGCUCCCAUGGAACCCAGUUUCUCAUUCCCUACUAGUGCUCCCAUGGAACCCAGUUCCUCCCUACCCACUGAAAAACCCAGUUCUAAACCCGAACAACCUAGUGCUCCCAUGGAACCCAGUUUCUUAUUCCCUACUAGUGCUCACAUGGAACCCAGUUUCUCAUUCCCUACUAGUGCUCACAUGGAACCCAGUUUCUCAUUCCCUACUAGUGCUCCCAUGGAACCCAGUUCCUCCCUACCCACUGAGAAACCCUGUUCUAAACCCGAACAACCUAGUGCUCCCAUGGAACCCAGUUUCUCAUUCCGUACUAGUGCUCCCAUGGAACCCACUUCCUCCCUACCCAAUGAGAAACCCAGUUCUAAACCCGAACAACCUAGUGCUCCCAUGGAACCCAGUUCCUCCCUACCCACUGAAAAACCCAGUUCUAAACCCGAACAACCUAGUGCUCCCAUGGAACCCAGUUUCUUAUUCCCUACUAGUGCUCCCAUGGAACCCAGUUUCUUAUUCCCUACUAGUGCUCCCAUGGAACCCAGCUCCUCAUUCCUUACUAGUGCUUCCAUGGAACCUAGUUCCUCCCUACCCACUGAAAUACCCAGUUCUAAACCCGAACAACCUAGUGCUCCCAUGGAACCCAAUUUCUUAUUCCCUACUAGUGCUCCCAUGGAACCCAGUUCCUCCCUACCCACUGAAAAACCCAGUUCUAAACCCGAACAACCUAGUGCUCCCAUGGAACCCAGUUUCUCAUUCCCUACUAGUGCUCCCAUGGAACCCAGUUCCUCCCUACCCACUGAAAAACCAAGUUCUAAACCCGAACAACCUAGUGCUCCCAUGGAACCCAGUUUCUCAUUCCCUACUAGUGCUCCCAUGGAACUCAAUUUCUUAUUCCCUACUAGUGCUCCCAUGGAACCCAAUUUCUUAUUUCCUACUAGUGCUCCUGUGGAACCCAGUUCCUCCCUACCCACUGAAAAACCCAAUUCUAAACCAGAACAACCUAGUGCUCCCAUGGAACCCAGUUCCUCAUUUCCUACUAGGGCUCCAAUGGAACCCAGUUCCUCCCUACCCACUGAGAAACCCAGUUCUUCUAUCCCCACUGAAUUCUAGCUCUGUUCCCACAGAGAAACCCAGUUCUAAAGCCAAACAUCCUAGUACUCAUUUUUAGCCAGGUUAUCCCAUACCAUCUUAGAAGUCCAGCGUUUAAAUCUGCAAAACUUGGCAUUGUAAUGGAAUCUAGUUCAUCCCUCCCAUCCAAGAUGUUGAGCUCUCUUCCCUCUGAGAAACCGUUAGAAACCUGAGAAGCUAGUGAUGCUAUACAAUCCAGUUCUUCUCCCUCUCGUUAGAAGUCCAGCAUUAAACCUGUGAAAACAUUUUAAAUGUUGGUCUCUUCCCUCUAAAAACUUGACCUCUUAAUGUAAUGACUGGUGUGUGGUCC
Messenger RNA from Cyprinus carpio (common carp), 2520 nucleotides. RefSeq lists its product as uncharacterized. Lineage: Eukaryota; Metazoa; Chordata; Actinopteri; Cypriniformes; Cyprinidae. The record is from RefSeq and is a predicted model, not a curated record.